Messenger RNA from Ostrea edulis (European flat oyster), 4357 nucleotides. RefSeq names its product prion-like-(Q/N-rich) domain-bearing protein 25. The coding region runs from base 1 to 996 and encodes 331 amino acids. The record is from RefSeq and is a predicted model, not a curated record. NCBI's taxonomy places the organism in Eukaryota, Metazoa, Mollusca, Bivalvia, Ostreida, Ostreidae. The transcript is spliced from 8 exons.
AUGAUUUUUAUAUUUCCAGAAAAUGUUUCACAUGGACAAAAAUGCCUGAUCAGCAGCCAGUGCCAAUCAUUUGGAGGAACUUGUCACAAUGAGCAAUGUCUAUGUCCUUACGAACAUUUCCUCCUGCACGGUACAUGUGUAAAAGAAAAUGUUUCACAUGGACAAAAAUGCCUGACAAGCAGCCAGUGCAAAUCAUUUGGAGGAACUUGUCAACAUGAGAAAUGUCGAUGUCCUUACGAACAUUUCCUCCUGCACGGUACAUGUGUAAAAGAAAAUGUCUCUUAUGGACAAAAAUGCCUGACCAGCAGCCAGUGCCAAUCAUUUGGAGGAACGUGUCAACAUCAGCAAUGUCGAUGUCCUGACGGGGAUAUCUUCCUGCACGGUACAUGUGUAAAAGGUUAUAAAACACUUGGUUCGUCGUGUCUCUACCGUCAACAAUGCACAGGAACGCCUAAUGCAAGUUUAUGCCUCGGAAAUUCGUAUUAUGACAAAUGCAGCUGCAACAUUGGAUUUGUUGAAUUAAACCGUUCUUGUAUAGUCGCUCUAGCACUCGGAUUUAGUGUGGGUGGCCUAGUUAUCGGAGCAGCAUUCACAAUUCUCUUCUGUGUAAUAUACAACAUGCGACAGAUGCGAAAAACCAGAAAUCAGGGUGCAUAUGAACUACGAGAAAUGAGAAAUGCGCAUUAUUCCACUGCAAUUUACAAUGAGUUUCCAGAGGAUCACAAUGGGGAAUUGGAGGUGGAAGAGAAUGAAGACGUAGAUUCAACACUCGGGUAUCCGUGUAUAGAGAGUGUUCAAAACGAAAUCUACAAUCACUUGAACGAAGAAGACGAAGAUCAAGAUGACAUGGAAAACAAAUACGACUACGUUGAACCAGUUCAAAGUACACCUCGACAAUUUGUGAACGAUGACGUCUACAUGGCUGCAACUUUUCCCCAGAAUCCGUGUUUAUACGAGCUCCAAAGAGUGUUGAAGAAGAGUACAAGCACAGAGUAAAGCAAACAUAACUUCGUUAAUUCCACAAAGCGAAAUGUCAGAUCUGCAAAGAAUACAUUUCGGAUUUUUUAUCACUUCCGCUUAAAACUGAAGUCUCUAAAGUGCCAUUUUUCAAUUCGUUUUACAAUGUUUCAUACAUACGUGUGUGCACUAUGAUAACUACAGUUAUUGAAAGAAGACAACGGUGUAUCGUAUGAAUUGACAGUUAUUGGAAGAAGACAAUGGUGUAUCGUAUGAAUUGACAUACAGUAAAGCACGAACACGUACUAACAUGAAAGGACCGUAUCCCUGUAGUGGAAUUAUCAUUAGACGUUUUGGUAUAUUUCGUAUGUUUUCAUAAAAGAGGAAGAACUUUCAAGGCUACAAACAUUGUACAUAAAAUUGUAAUAUACAGACAUGUAUGAGUGAGAUGCAUUUAGUCUUUUCAUUCUGAGAUGUGACCUGUCAUUUUGUGAUAAAAAGCACUGAACACACAUUUAGGAUUUCCUACAGUGUGUAAUGUCAAUCACCGAACAGGAAAUAUCAUAAAUAUGUUAUAUGGAACACUAUUGACUUAAAUUAUGUGCAGUACCAUACUAUACUAUUAUUGACUUUUGAAUCGGUAUCUUCUAUGCAAUUAUUGAUUUUUGAAUCGGUCUAUUCUAUACAAUUAUUGACCUUUGAAUCGGUCUCCUCUAUACAAUUAUUGACUUUUGAAUCGGUCUCCUUUAUACAAUUAUUGACUUUUGAAUCGGUCUACUCUACACAAUUAUUGACUUUUGAUCAGAUCUACAUAUGGCUAUACGGACCUGGUCAGACAUUGGUUGACCAAAGCUGUAGACCGAGGACAACCAACAGCUGACCAGAUCCAUAUUGUCAUGAGGGGAUCGAAUUAAAGGUCAAUAACUACUUUAUCAAAUGGUCAGAAAUUUUAUAACAGUUUAAACAAAUAACAACAUGUGUAUUGUAAAACAUUAUAGCAAUCAUAUUUCAACAGUCAAAACCUAGAAAAUGUAACACGAUGAUAAAAUUUAUUCUCUUUUACAUUGUAAUUGAAAGUGGUUUGACCAUAAUUAGCUAUGUUUGGCAAGCCAUUUAUGGUAUCGAUUUUGACUUAUGGACGCAUGCCCUAAAACACGUAAUUUGAUUGAUCGAUAAAAAUGUCAUCAAAGCUAUGGUUGGUCAAACUGGAAUGCCGAAUAAACCUCCCAAAGUUAAUAUUGAGGUGACCUCACUCUGAGGUACAGAUCAGAAGAGAUAUUGUUUGACCGCGGUCAACCAAUACCUGAUCAGGUCUGCAUAUAGCCACGAGUAGACCGAAUUAAAGGCCAGUAACUGCUCCAUUGAAUGAUCGGGAAUUUGACAACAGUAUUCACAAUAUUUUUUUUUAUUCAAUCAACAAAUACAAUCAUUUACAUAAUGAUAUUUUUUCAACAGUCAAAACCUAGAAACUGUGACAGUAAUAUAAUGUUAAAAUCCUUUCUUAGUGAACGUGGUCGUUUUUAUAUAAAAUAAUUAAUUAUGUAUUUUCUGUCUGUAAUUAGAAAUAGAGAUAGUAUAACAUACAAUAUUAGUAUAUUUUGGUGUAAAACACUCGAAUCUGAUUGGCCAAGAAACAGUUGAAAAAACGUAGUAUUGUUUCCCUCUGAGAAUAGAAAGCACGCGCUCCAGGGUGAUAGUAUCUAGCAACGGGAAACAAUACCUGGCAACGGGUUAUAUUAUAAAACAAAUAUAUCAUAUGCGUCAAACUGAUGCGCGUACGGUUCGCUUUACAUUUUAGGAAAAUGUCGUUUAAGCGUUUGAAAUAGAUGCAGUCUGCAGUGCGUAACAGCAACAUUUUUAAUGAAAUCGAUUGAUUAAAAGUAACAAAGAUAAUCGGCAGGUGACAGGUACAUUGUUAACUAACGUGCAACUAUCGCAGUCAAGUAACGUUUUGAACUUGUUGAUUAAUUCUAAAUCAAUUCCACCAUAUGAAAAUGUUUAAGACAGAAUCUAUCUGAAAGGAUAUUCGGUUGAAUUUUGUGCUUUGUUAAUUGUAUCUAAUAAAUGUAUGAUAUUCAGUACAAUUAAACAAAUAGUACAUGUAGUUGAGGGUGACAUUGAACAUUUUCACCCCUCAAAAACCAUUGUCAACCUCAACUGCGCCUUUAUUGACAAUGGUUUCUCGGGGUGAAAAUGUUCAAUGUUACCCUAAACUGCAUGCAAUAUAUACAUGUACUUAUAAUACUACAUGUACCUCUAUACUUGGUAAACACAAAUUAUUUUCCUAUAUUGUAUUUCUUUGUAUAUGUUGUAGAUACUCAUAUAUUGUGUAUCAUUGUUAUAAAUUAUUGUAUUGGUAGAGUGCUAUCUAAGUUUUUGGUUUUAUUUUUAUUUGUGCUUAAUCCUUAUGUAAAUAAUUUGAAAUACGUUCGAUUCAGUUCAAUAAAAUGUAUUCUCGAAUUUUUACAUUGUAAUUGAUAGUGAGUUGAUCAUAAUUAUUCAUGUUUGGUAAAGCGUUGAAUUUGACUAACAGAAAUAUACUUUAAAACAUACAAUUAGAUAAGUCAAUAGAAAUAUCGUUCAAGAUGAAAAUCUCGAAUAAAUCUUCCUAAGUUAAUUUUGAGGUGAAGUCGCUCUGAUGUGCACACCAAACAAGAUCAUCUGGACCAAUCAGAAUGAUUUAAAAUUCCUGAUCAUAUAAUAAUAAACAUACAUGUAUUGUAUAACUAUAUUACAACUUUAAGAGCAGGGAUGAUAUUGGAUGAGUUUUGUUUUUAAUCGCGACAAUGACGACACAAGCUUGUACGACAUAAAACACGUGACUCAUGUAUCGGAAAACCUCGGAUGUAAGGUUGUUUACACGCACGCCUUCUAUCAAAUAUCAACCUCACUAACGGUUCAAAGAAAAACUUUUUUCUUCUCCAAAUGACAUGAAAACCGAGAUUUCCCACCACAAUAACUCAUGAAUUUGCCACGGUACUGAAUAUUUCUGUACGGUUUAAAAAAUGUUCAGUAUUGGAAUCUGUAUCCACAAGGUAGACAUCAAUGCAUUAUGCUGUCCUUCAUACAUGUAUUUCUUGCAUACGGCAGUGUAAAAAUCAAAACCGUAUCGUAGAAUUACCUUAAUGACGAGAACACAACUACAGUUUCCGCAUCUUACUUGAUUUUCCAUGUUCAGUUUUAGAUAAAUAUUCAAUAACAUUUCCGAUAACUUUGUUUUCCGAUGCAUUAUUCACUUCCAACGAAUAUCAGAUUUCAUGUUCAAAACAUGGAUUUGAAAUUGAAAGCGGUACAGAAAUAUCAUUGUUUGUAAACGACGUAAAUGUUGGGUGGUCUGUCCUUGAAAUUCCUUCUAUAUCACGAAAUUCUCUUUCUUCUAUUUCCCAUGCCAGUUCGUCAU